UCUGGGCGCCCCUAAAUGCCGCCGUUGGUUAUUCCCACUACUCGCAAACAGGAAGGCCAGUCCCGCCCCGGGGAGCCGCGGGGGCCUCUGGGAAGUGUUGUCUUGCGCCUAACGGACCGAGGCUUGUGCUGCCUUCGGUCACAGCCGGCGCCGACCCUGGCGGCUCCUACCUCAGCGCGCACCGCUGUGCCCCUUGGGCGACGUUGAGGUGUGGACUGGGGCCUGUGUCCGCGGGCUUGGUGAAUUAUUCCUGUAUUAAGGAUUCAUUCAUUCAUCCACUCACCAUUUAUUGAAUGCUGUCUGUGUGACAGGAACGAUUCUAGAUGCUUGGGAUAUAGCAUUGAACGAAAGAGACGAACUCCCUGCUAUCAUGGUACUUUGCUGUGGGCCAGAUAAUAAAUGAGCUCUGCCUUCUGAGCCCUGUCCAUUCCCAGAAAGAAGAGGCAAUGACUGAGUCCCAGGAAACAGUGACAUUCAAAGAUGUGGCUAUUGACUUCACCCAGGAAGAAUGGCAGCAGUUGGAUCCUGCUCAGAGGAACCUGUACCGGAAUGUGAUGCUAGAAAACUAUAACAACUUAAUCACAGUGGGCUGUCCAUUCACCAAACCUGAUGUGAUUUUCAAGUUGGAGCAAGAAGAAGAACCAUGGGUGGAGGAAGACGUGUUAAGGAGACACUGUCCAGGAGAAAUAUGGGGAAUUGAUGAGCAUCAGAAAGUCCAGGACAGACUUGUCACACAACGUGAAGAUAAAUUCACAAAAACACUGACUGAAGAAAAAGUCAAUGAAUAUCAUAAGAAAUUUGCAACUGCUUUUCCUCCAAACUCAGACUUUUUUCCUUCCAGUCACAAUCUCUAUGGCUAUGACUUAUUUGGAAAGUGUUUAGAAGAUAAUUUUGACUGUCAUAAUAAUGAGAGAAUCCUUAUAAGAAAGGAACAUUGUGAAUAUAAUGAAUCUAUGAAAUCAUUUGGCAAUAGCUCAUCCCAUCUUGUAGGAACCCCCUUUAAGUGUAAUCAUUGUGGAAAAGGAUUCAGUCAAACCUUGGAUCUCAUCAGACACCUGAGAAUUCAUACUGGAGAGAAACCCUAUGAAUGUAAAAAAUGUAGAAAAGCCUUCAGCCACAAGGAAAAACUUGUUAAACAUCAUAAAAUUCACAGUAGGGAGCAGUCUUAUGAAUGUAAUGAAUGUGGGAAAGCUUUCAUUAAAAUGUCGAAUCUCAUUAGACAUCAAAGAAUUCAUACUGGAGAGAAACCCUAUGCAUGUAAGGAAUGUGGGAAAUCCUUCAGCCAGAAAUCAAAUCUCAUUGAUCAUGAAAAAAUUCAUACUGGUGAGAAACCUUAUGAAUGUAAUGAGUGUGGAAAAGCAUUCAGCCAGAAGCAAAGCCUCAUUGCCCAUCAGAAAGUUCAUACUGGGGAAAAACCUUAUGCAUGUAAUGAAUGUGGUAAAGCCUUCCCUCGAAUUGCAUCCCUUGCUCUUCAUAUGAGAAGUCAUACGGGAGAAAAACCUUAUAAAUGUGAUAAAUGUGGAAAAGCCUUCUCUCAGUUUUCCAUGCUUAUUAUACAUGUGAGAAUUCAUACAGGUGAGAAACCCUAUGAAUGUAAUGAAUGUGGAAAAUCCUUUUCUCAAAGCUCAGCCCUUACUGUACAUAUGAGAAGUCAUACUGGUGAGAAACCCUAUGAAUGUAAGGAAUGUAGAAAAGCCUUCAGCCACAAAAAAAACUUCAUCACGCACCAGAAGAUUCAUACUAGAGAGAAACCUUAUGAAUGUAAUGAAUGUGGGAAAGCAUUCAUUCAGAUGUCAAAUCUCGUUAGACACCAGAGAAUUCACACUGGAGAAAAACCCUAUAUAUGUAAGGAAUGUGGCAAAGCCUUUAGCCAGAAGUCAAACCUCAUUGCUCAUGAAAAAAUUCAUUCUGGAGAGAAACCCUAUGAAUGUAAUGAAUGUGGUAAAGCCUUCAGCCAAAAGCAAAACUUUAUUACACAUCAGAAAGUUCACACUGGAGAGAAACCUUAUGAUUGUAAUGAAUGUGGUAAAGCUUUUUCUCAGAUUGCAUCCCUUACUCUUCAUCUGAGAAGUCACACAGGGGAAAAGCCUUAUGAAUGUGAUAAAUGUGGGAAAGCUUUCUCUCAGUGCUCAUUGCUUAAUUUACAUAUGCGAAGUCAUACAGGUGAGAAGCCCUAUGUAUGUAAUGAAUGUGGAAAAGCUUUCUCUCAAAGAACUUCCCUUAUUGUGCACAUGAGAGGUCAUACAGGUGAGAAACCCUAUGAAUGUAAUAAAUGUGGAAAAGCCUUCUCCCAAAGUUCCUCCCUUACUAUACAUAUACGAGGUCAUACAGGUGAGAAACCGUUUGACUGUAGUAAAUGUGGAAAAGCCUUCUCUCAAAUCUCAUCUCUUACACUUCAUAUGAGAAAACAUACAGGUGAGAAGCCUUAUCAUUGUAAUGAGUGUGGUAAGGCUUUCAGCCAAAAGUCACACCUUGUUAGACACCAGAGAAUUCAUACUCAUUAGAAACAGAAACCUUAUGAAUAUUGUGAUAUGGAAAAGCCUUCAGAAGGAAUUAGCUCCUCCUUGCACAUUACAUAACCAGUUCUAGAGCAGAAAACUGAAUGUGGGAAAGCCUUUUAAAGAAGUCACACAAUUGUGAAACAUGAGAAUUCUUAUCAGGGUGACAAAUUGUAUAAUGAAAAAGCUGAUCAUCAAAAACCUUCAGCAGACAUCUUAUCUAUUGAUGAUAUUUAUUCAGCUUUCUCAUUAAAAUCUGAAAUAAGAUAUCUGCUAUCAGCAUAUCAACAUGAUACUUGAGCUUCUAGCCAAUGUAUAAGGAAGAAUAAGGAGAUUGUGAAAAAAUAGAAACUAUAAAAAUAACCUUUUAUAUGAGAAAUAAUAAGAAAAUGUGUUGAUAUAAAAUAUCCAAGAAUAAACACAACAAUGAAUUAUGAGACAUAUAUAAAAUUAUAAAACAUUUUGAAGGGCACAAAAGAACACCUGAAACAUUGAGAAAAAGUACAUUGUCUGAAAAGACUUGACAUGGUAAAAAACAAAUUCUCUCACAAAUCUUUAAAGUACUUCCACUCAGAGUUUUCACCAGUUAUAUUUUAAGAAUUUCACAAACUGAUUCAAAAUUUUAUAUAGGAAUGUAAAGAGCCACAAAUAGCUGAAACAAAUGUGAAAAAAGAAGACAGUCUGCUAGAUAUCAUCACAUACUUUAUUUAAAGCUGGUGUCAUUUAAACAGUGUGUUCUUGAUGAGUAACUAAAUCAAAACAGUGGAAGCAAAUUGAGGAUUGGAGGAAGGAGAUAUAGGAAUUUUGUGUAUGGUAGUUCUAUUGAGAUCAUUGGAGAAAGGAUGGCCUAUUCAAUAAAUGGAAGAUUCAUCUGAACAAAAAUGUUAGUGUUCUACUUUACACCAUAUACAAAAAUAAAAUCCAAAUAGAUUGAAGACCAGAAUAUAAAAAGCAAAAUUCAAAAACUGAUGAAAAUAAAAUAGAAUAUAUUUAUUACUUUAGAGUAACAAGAUAUCUUUAAAAACACAUAAAUGUAUGGGGCCAGCCCUGGUGGUGUAGUGGCUAAGUUUGGUGUGCUCCACUUCGGUGGCCCGGGUUCGGUUCCUGGGCACGGACCUACAUCACUCAUGGCCAUGCAGGGGCGGCGACCCACAUACGAAAUAGAGGAAGAUUGGCAACAGAUGUGAGCUCAGGACGACUCUUCCUCAGCAAAAAAAAAGAAAACAAAAUGUAAAUAUGGAACAAUCAAUUCUAUUUUGGUAUAUUGGCUUCAUAGGCACCCACAUAUGUGCACAGAGAUAUAUAUCUCUCACUAUGUUCAUUGCAUCAUGGUUUGUAUUACUUUAAAUUGGAUAUAACAAAUUUCCAUUAGUAGAGAAAUAGAUCAAUAUGAUGUGAUUAUUUCUAUGAUAGAAUACAGUAUUUAGAGAGAAGAUACAAAUUCGACAUACAGUUACAUGGAUAGAUCACAAUAUAUAAUAUUGAGAGAAAAAAGCAAAAUGUACAAUGAAACAUAACAUUUCUAUAAAUUUAAUAAUGCAAAGAAUUAUUAAUGCAAAGAAUUACUGGGUGUUGAUCAUGGAUCCGUAUAUGACAUUGGUUGCCUUUUAGGAAGUGGGAAAGGUUUGGAGGGACUUGUUACAUUUAUCUGUAAUAUUUCUUUAAUAAAAGAAAAAACAAAUAUGACAGUGGUAACAAAUCUUGUCAAAAUUAUGUUGAUUUUUUUAUAUUCUUUAUUGCCUUUCUUUAUUUUCCUAUUUAUCUAAAUUAAGAAUCAAAUGGGUGGAAGAAAUCUGGACCUAUAGAAACAAUCUUAAAAUGUAUUCUUCUUUUUAAUCAGAUACUAAUACUUGUAGAAAAUUCUCUUUGCUAAUACACAAACCAAACCUGAAUUAAGAUAAUAUUUUACUUACCCUCUUAUAAUGUUAGGAUAAUAAAAAUCAGCAGUAUAUAUAGCAUUUGUUUGAGGCCAAUUUUUUAAAAUUUAAUUUUUAUUUCAAACACAAGUUCUCCCCUAGUUGAAAGCAGUGAAGAAACAAAAUAAAUUCUCAGUUAUUGGGAUAAUUGAUUCUCCAUUUGGUGGGAAAAAAAUCACCUGCAUUUGGGUUGGUUUCAAAUUGAGGGGGAGGAGACCAUUCAUGCAUACUGUAAAGUGUGAUUAAUGCUUUAACAUGUCAAGCCAAGGAUAGUUACCUGCUUCGGAGCAGAAGCAGUUUAGAUGUAUCUCAACGAAACUUUCUGUGGUUUCUGGAUCCUUAAAUGGGGAUGCAGAUGCGGGUGAUUUUAUAUGUGUCAGGUAAGGGCCCAGUGGAUGUGAAAGCUCACUUCUUCCUGUACCACAGCUGUUUUAUAUUCAAGCAUUUCAAAUAUUUGUGGUACUCAAAUUUCAUUUUCUGUAAAUAGCCCAUUCGUAUAUUUUGUCUAUUUUUUUCUACUGGGACUUUCAAAAAAUGUUUUUAUUUAGAAAAAAUUAUAGAUUUAUAGGAAGUUGCAGAAAUAAUACUCUCUAGUACUAUUUAGUUCAUGUACCCUACAUCCAGUUUCCCCUGAUGGUACAUCUUACAUAACUAUAGUACAAUAUCAAAUUUGACACUGGUACAAUCAACAGACCUUAUCAGUGAUCAGAUUUCACUGGUUGUAUGUGCACUUGUGUAUUUAUGUCUGUGUGGUUUUAUACAAUUUUAUAUGUAAAUUAGUGUAACUACCACCAUAAUCAAGAUAUAAAACUUCCAACACCACAAAGAUCCUUGGUUCUAACCCUUUGUAGUCACACCCAUCCUCCUUUCCUCCCCCUGCUCUGCACUCAUAACCCCUGGCAACCACUAAUCUAUUCUCUAUAAUUUUGUCAUAUCAGGAGUGUUCUAUAAGUGGAAUCAUACUCUAUAUAACCUUUUGAGAUUGACUUUUUUCAUUCGACAUAAUUCCCUUGAGAUCAAUGUGAGUUGUUGCAGGUACAAUAAUUUGUUUUCUUUUUUUGCAAGUUCUGAGCAGUUUCCCGUGGUAUGGCUAUAACAUGGCUUCUUUAACCAUUCAGCCACUGAAAGACAUUUGGGUUGUUUCCAAUUUUUAGUUAUUACAAAUAAAACUGCUGUGAACAUU
Molecule: messenger RNA, 5597 nt
Organism: Diceros bicornis minor
Lineage: Eukaryota; Metazoa; Chordata; Mammalia; Perissodactyla; Rhinocerotidae
Product: zinc finger protein 569
Exons: 6
Coding region: 447-2504 (685 amino acids)
Biological process (GO): regulation of DNA-templated transcription
Source: RefSeq, a predicted model, not a curated record